Messenger RNA from Neogale vison (American mink), 2064 nucleotides. RefSeq names its product zinc finger protein 883-like. Lineage: Eukaryota; Metazoa; Chordata; Mammalia; Carnivora; Mustelidae. Gene Ontology annotation, biological process: regulation of transcription by RNA polymerase II. Gene Ontology annotation, molecular function: RNA polymerase II cis-regulatory region sequence-specific DNA binding; DNA-binding transcription factor activity, RNA polymerase II-specific. The record is from RefSeq and is a predicted model, not a curated record.
CCCUGGAGGAGUGGGGCCAGCUGGGGCCUGGCCAGAGGGAGCUGUACUGGGAUGUGAUGCUGGAGAACUACCGGAACCUUCUUUCCCUGGGGGCCGGGCCUCCUGGGUCCAAACCUGACGUGAUCUCCUGUCUGGAGCGAGGGGAGGAGCCCAGAAUGGAGAAGAGGGAAGCCCAGCUAGCUGCCUGUCCAGCCUUGGAUACCAGCUCUACAACACCUCAGGAGACACUUCUGAGAGAGAGCAUUUCUGAAGAGGCCACUUCCCCUGUGGGAAAGAGGGAGGGGCUUUUAAGGGCAGUGCUUGGAGAUGCCAGGCUGGGGGGAUCUUGGGCCUGGAGCUGUCGGUUGGAGGACCAGGAAAAGCAAGAGAGGCGUUUGAGGUGUUUGUUUGCUCCUUGCAAGGAAACCAUCUGUGGGGAGAGAGGCAUGGGGUGUCUCAAGCUGGGGCAGAGCUUCAGACAGACCUCAGCCUUCAUCAAGAAGCAAAGAGGGCUGGUGGGAGAGAGAACUCGGAAGAGGAAUGGACCAAGAAAGAUCCUGAAAUGCCAAAGAACCUUCAUAGAAAAGAAGCCAUUUAACUGCAUAGAAUGUGGGAAAACCUUCAUUUACCAUUCAGACUAUAUUCUGCACCAGAGGAUUCACACAGGAGAGAAACCCUACAAGUGCAAUGAUUGUGGGAAGGCAUUUAGCAACAGCUCAUAUUUCAUUCAGCACCACAUCAUACACACGGGAGAGAAGCCCUACGUGUGCGGUGAGUGCGGCAAGACCUUCACUCAGAGCUCAUCGCUUACUGAGCAUCAAAGGAUCCACACUGGAGAGAAGCCAUACAAAUGCAAGGAAUGUGGGAAGGCUUUCACCCAGAGCUCCUCCCUCAUUAAACACCAGCGGUGCCAUACUGGGGAAAAACCCUAUAAAUGCGACCAGUGUGGGAAGUUCUACUCACAGGUGUCCCACCUCACCCGCCACCAGAAAAUCCACACAGGGGAGAAGCCCUACAAAUGUGCCGAGUGUGGCAAAGCCUUCUGUCACACUUCCUCCUUGACUCAGCACCAGACCAUCCACACCGGAGAGAAACCCUACAAAUGUAACGAGUGUGGGAAAACCUUCAGCCACAGCUCAUCCCUGUCCCAGCACCAGCGAGUUCACACGGGAGAGAAACCCUAUGAGUGCUCCGAGUGUGGAAAGGCCUUUAGCCACAGUUCAUCCCUGACUCAGCAUCAGAGAAUUCACACUGGUGAGAAACCCUAUGAGUGUAAUGAGUGUGGGAAGGCUUAUACACAGAUUUCCCACCUCAUGAGGCACCAGAGUGUUCACAUGGGAGAAAAACCCUACAUAUGUAAUGAAUGUGGAAAGGCUUUCAGUCACACCUCGUCCUUCACACAACACCAGGCAAUUCACACUGGUGAGAAGCCCUACAAAUGUAACGAAUGUGGAAAAACCUUCAGCCAGAACUCUUCGCUCACCCGCCACCAGAGGAUUCACACUGGGGAGAAGCCUUAUGAGUGUAAAGUUUGCGGGAAGGCCUAUACCCAGAUUUCCCACCUCAUCCAACACCAGAGGAUUCACACUGGAGAGAAGCCUUAUGAGUGCAGCGACUGUGGGAAAGCCUUCAGCCGGAGCACCCACCUUAUCGAACAUCAGAAAAUCCACACGGGCGAGAAACCCUACAAGUGCAGAGAAUGUGGGAAAACAUUCAGUCACAACUCCUCCCUCACCCAGCAUCAGAGAAUUCACACUGGCAGAAACCCUAUGCCUGUAAGGAAUGCGGGAAAGCCUUCAACCAGAGCAUCCACCUUAUUCAGCAUCAAAGGACCCAUACCGGAGAGAAACCCUAUAAAUGUAACAACUGUGGAAAAACCUACACCCAGAUUUCACACCUUAUUCAACACCAGAAGGUUCACAUGGGUGGAAAACGCUAUGUGUGUAAGGAAUGUGGGGAGGAUUUCAGCUGGAGUUCACUCCUGACUAAACACCGGAGGCUUCACGCUAUGCACAGCACCUACGUCUGCAAUGAUUUUGAGAAACCCUUUGCAUGGAGCACACAGCUUGCUGAUAUUCCGAGAAC